GGUCGGGCAGCAGCUCUGCACGACCUCGCCCUGCAGCUCUCACCCCAUUUGCUCGCUGGGCUUCCCCUCCAAGCCAGGCGGGAUAAUCCCCACGCUCAGAGCAUCCCCGGAGCCGCAGAGCAUCAUCCCCGCGGCGCCGGCUGCCGGGGAAGGGAUGAAGACGCUAUGGCCAAGCUUUUGCUGAAACUCCAGCGCUAUUUUCGGCGCAGACCCGUGCGUUUCUUCACUCUGCUGGCGCUGUACCUGGCGGCGGGCAGCUUGGUGUUCCUGCACUCCGGUUUCUCCGGGGAGCCCCGGGUGCCGGGGAGCCCUCGGAGCCCCGCGGCCGCAGAGGGGCCGGGGCUGCCCUACCUGGGGGUGAUGCAGCUCAGCCGCGGCUUCAAGGCGGCGGCCACGAUGCCGGCGGGGGCCCGACGACACGGGCCAUGGUUCAAAAGCACCUCCAAGGAGCCGUCGGACAGGGGGAAACCCCGGGAAAACGGCGGCACCAGGAGCCGGACGGUGCGGGGCAGGAGCGGCCGCGACAAGGAGGAGGACAGAGCCCGGUACGUCGGCUGCUACGAGGACAACACCCGGCAGAGGACCCUGCGCGGGAUGUCCUUCUUCGACUACAAGAAGAUGACGGUGUUCCGCUGCCAGGACAACUGUGCCGAGAGGGGGUACCUGUACGCGGGGCUGGAAUUCGGGGCCGAGUGCUACUGCGGGCACAAGAUCCAGGCCUCCAACGCCAGCGAGUCCGAGUGCAACAUGGAGUGCAAGGGGGAGCGGAGCAACACCUGCGGCGGCAUCAACCGGCUCUCCAUCUACCGCCUGGAGCUGGCCCAGGAGUCCGCACGCAGGUAUGGAAGCGCGAUAUUCCGGGGGUGCUUCCGCCGGCCGGAAAACGUCUCCAUCGCCCUGCCUGCCAGCCAGCUCAUGCUCAACAUGUCUGUGGAUAAAUGUGUGGAUUUCUGCACAGAGAAGGAAUUCCCGCUGGCAGCGCUGGCGGGCACCACGUGCCGCUGCGGCUUCCCCAGCACGCUGUUCCCGCUGCACGAGCGCGAGGACGAGCAGCUCUGCGCCCACAAAUGCGCCGCCGAGGAGUUCGAGAGCUGCGGCUCCGCCGACUUCCUGCUGGUCUACCAGACACAAGUGCAGGACAACCGCUGCAUGGACAGGAGGUUCCUGCCCAGCCGUGCCAAGCAGUUGGUGGCCCUGGCCAGUUUUCCUGGAGCUGGGAACACCUGGGCCCGGCACCUGAUCGAGUUGGCCACCGGCUUCUACACCGGCAGCUACUACUUUGAUGGCUCCCUGUACAACAAAGGAUUCAAGGGCGAGCGGGACCACUGGAGGAGCGGGAGGACCAUCUGCAUCAAGACCCACGAGAGUGGGCAGAAGGAGAUCGAGUCCUUUGACUCUGCCAUCCUGCUCAUCCGCAACCCCUACAAGGCCCUGAUGGCCGAGUUCAACCGCAAGUACGGGGGACACAUCGGCUUCGCCGCCCACGCCCACUGGAAGGGCAAAGAAUGGCCGGAAUUUGUGGCUAAUUAUGCCCCGUGGUGGGCAACCCACACUCUGGACUGGCUGCGCUAUGGCAAGAAGGUGCUGGUGGUGCACUUUGAGGACCUCAAACGCGACCUGUUCGUGCAGCUGCAGAGGAUGGUGGCCCUGCUGGGUGUCACGGCCUGUGAGGACAGGCUGCUGUGCGUGGAGGGACAGAAGGAUGGAAACUUCAAGCGUUCUGGGCUGAGGAAGCUGGAGUAUGACCCCUACACGGCCGAGAUGAGGAAGGCCAUCAGCGGCUACAUCCGCACCGUGGACGCCGCCCUGAAGCUCCGCAACCUCUCGGGGGUCCCUGAGGAUUAUUACCCCAGAUGAUGGUGACCACAGCGGGGGGAUGGCGCCCAGGGGUGGCUCUGUCCUCCCAGAUUCUGCCUAAUUCCACCCAGUGGGUGGCUCCUCUUUUAACCCUCCAUGUGCUGCUGUAGCUGUCGGUCACUCCCUGCAUGAGCCGCCGCAGGUCCCCAGCCACUGCUGAGCUUUUUUUUGGCCAACCUGGGGACAUGGGUGCCUUCCCUGCUCCCCACAGGGUCCCCUGCUCCUGUUCUGGCUGCCCCAGCCCUCCUGGGAAGGGCAGGGGGAUGCUUGUGUCCCCUCAGGCUCUCCUGGGGACGUCGAGCUGCUCAGGCUUUGGUGUACCCAGAGCUGAGCUCCUUGGGGUGGGUGUCCCCAAAAUCCCAGCCCUGCAAGGAUUCCACUUGUCCUUGGAUGGAAUCUUCAGCCGUCCCAAGGGAGGAUGGACCAAGGGUGUGGCACUCUCCUGGAUCCUGUCUGAGGUUAUGGGAUGGCAAAGCUGUGCUGUGCAAUGUCCCCAGACCUGGUGCCUGCGGCCCAUUGAGCCAUCCUGUGGCUCUCUGAGAAUUCCCUGGAAUUCCCCAGCCACAGCCCCAGGCCAAGUUGCUGCUCCAGCCCUUGGGGGGGCCCAUGACCCCCACCAGUGUGGCCACAGGGGAAGCUCCCCUUCCCUGUGGAUGCAGCUCCAGAGGAGGAAAAUUUCCCUGGAGCUGCUGGGCCCCACGAGCUCAUCCAGGCCUCAUUUCAGAGCCCACGAGCCAGAAAAUCCCCUCAGGAGCAUUUCUGGGGGGCCAGGGGCAGUUUGGGGGACUAAAAGCAGGGUCCACACUGCACCCAACCCCCGUGGGGAGCAAACCCUGGGGCUGAGCUUUGGGGGUGCCCCAAAGCCAAACCAAAGGAUCCCACACACCGGGAAUGUGCCGAUUUCCGGGCUGGCUUUGUGCACAGCUGCAUGUGGUCCCUGGCUGUCCCCUCAUCCCACGCCACCCUCCCCAUCCUGGCUUGGUCCCAAAUGAGCUCCCAACCCGCAAAACCCCUUGGAUGUAGGUGCAAAAGCCAUAUAUUGUACGCAGCCUUUUCUAGAGUUAGAGAUUCACCAGUUGGCUUUUAACUCUUGAUCCUGAUAGAAAUGCAGGCACAGCUCGAAUCCAGAGACCCUGCUUGGUCUCUGUUUCCAAGAGAGAAGAAAACUCCCUGGAGCAAAAAGGAGAAUUUCAAUAAAAAUCUAUUUUUCUAA
Melospiza georgiana is the source of this 3070-nucleotide messenger RNA. It is a transcript of the gene WSCD2, whose product is annotated as WSC domain containing 2. The transcript is spliced from 8 exons. Lineage: Eukaryota; Metazoa; Chordata; Aves; Passeriformes; Passerellidae. The record is from RefSeq and is a predicted model, not a curated record. The coding region runs from base 166 to 1857 and encodes 563 amino acids.